AUGCAGCGGCAGGAGCCGACAGACGAGCAAUGGUGCGCGAUCGAGUGUCUGUUGCAACUACUCCAGCCGUUUGAGAACGUUGCACUGGCCAUCGGAAAGGAGAAGUACGCAGCUUCAUCGCUUACGUUUCCACUGCUGAAGUUCCUGAAGCGCGAUCUGGAGAAAGUGACUAACUUUCAGCGGGUUUUUGCGAAGUAUUCAAGCACUCAAGUCCAGGCGCAGAGCAUCGCGAUGCACCUAGAGGUCGUGCGGAACUUCCUGUACACCGAGUUCAAGGCGCACUUCACGCGGGCAUGUGGGGAGCUGAUGUGGGUCUCGCAGUUGGACCCGCGCUUCGUGCGCAUGAAGUAUCUGAGCGACGAGGAGCGCGAAGCGGCGCUGCGCCUGCGCGUGGUGGAUGAGGUGAAGGCGUACUACGCCGCAGUGGCCGCCGCCAAGGUGACGGCCAUGCGCGACCCGCUCAAGUGGUGGCGGGACAACACGGCGGCGUUCCCACUGCUUGUGCCGCUGGCGCGCCAGUGGCUCAGCUCCGUGGGCUCCGUGCGGCCCUCGGACGUGGUGCAGAUCGGCGCCGGCACGCACGGCGACCUCACCACCACGUCCACGACGCAGGGCGUGCAGGUGAACGCCAGUACGGGCGCCGCGCUGCCCUACGGCACCCACGCAGUGCACUCGGAGCCCGAGCUCGUGCGCGACAUCAUGAUCGUGCACGACAACUGCUGA
Phytophthora sojae is the source of this 723-nucleotide messenger RNA. RefSeq lists its product as hypothetical. NCBI's taxonomy places the organism in Eukaryota, Oomycota, Peronosporomycetes, Peronosporales, Peronosporaceae. The transcript has 3 exons. Gene Ontology annotation, cellular component: nucleus. The record is from RefSeq and is a predicted model, not a curated record. Bases 1 to 723 code for a protein of 240 amino acids. Gene Ontology annotation, biological process: regulation of transcription by RNA polymerase II.